This is a messenger RNA of Aspergillus nidulans FGSC A4, 2373 nucleotides long. RefSeq names its product transcription factor domain-containing protein. NCBI's taxonomy places the organism in Eukaryota, Fungi, Ascomycota, Eurotiomycetes, Eurotiales, Aspergillaceae. The transcript is spliced from 2 exons. Gene Ontology annotation, molecular function: DNA binding; zinc ion binding. Gene Ontology annotation, biological process: DNA-templated transcription. The record is from RefSeq and is a predicted model, not a curated record. The coding region runs from base 1 to 2373 and encodes 790 amino acids.
AUGCUGAACGCCAAGCGGAAGCAAUCAGAGGCCGGGCUUACUGAUGACGGACCAGCUAGGAGGAGGAGUAGCAACAUCCUGGGCUACAACGCUCAGACGCCGUGGCUUCAUGAGAGUCACGACUCCAGAUUCUCCGCUAUACGAAGGUCAAUAGGAACUCGGGGCCACGCGGCCUCUCUACCACUGGCUAAUAUGGUAUCGACCGUUCAAGACUUGAUUGAUCCCGACUUUGAUCCACUGAUUGCCAUCCUCGACGAAGAACCGCGUUUCUUGAAACCGUUGCCGUCGCGGAUAUCUGCGGAGGAUCUGGAAUUUUUGCGCUUUCGGGGAGCGCUGGCGAUCCCCGAGAGCGGGCUACGGAUUGAGCUACUACGUUGCUAUAUUAAAUGGGUUCAUAGCUUCCUACCAGUGUUGAACCUGCAGGAGUUUCUACGAUGCGUUGCGUUGAAUGAUCCAGAAGGGAACAUAAGCCUCUUACUUUUCCAGGCUGUUAUGUUUGUGGCAACAGCUUUUGUGGACUUAAAGCAUUUGCAGGCAGCAGGGUAUACAACUAGAAAAAGCGCACGCAAUGCAUUCUAUACACGACUAAGGAUUCAGCUUCUUUACUCACUUGACUGCGAAGAAGAUCGACUAGUCAUCGUACAGACCCUACUUCUCAUGACUUACUGGUCCGACCACAUGAACAACCCGCAAAGAGACAUAUGGGAUUGGAUUGGUAUCUGCAGCACCAAUGCACACUCGAUAGGGUUAAACCGAGACCCGUCAUCCUCAGACUUAGACAUACGCACCAAGCGGUUGAGGACGCGGUUGUGGUGGUGUCUAUUUUCGCGCGAUCGACUCAUCGCCAUGGGGAUGCGCCGUCCGACACAAGUCAACGAAGGAUCUAGCAAUCUUCCCAUGCUGAGGCUCGAUGACUUUGACUUUGAGCCGUUCCAUCCCGCAGUAAUUGAGCAGUUUCAGUGCCGGCAGCUCGAGGACGUCUCUCACCAGAAACGACUUGCUACCAUGUUCAUCGAGAAAGCCAAACUCUGCCAGUGUAUUGGCCGAGUGUUGUUUGCUCAGUAUACCCCAUCGCAAUGUCAAUUCGGCUUGACGAACAGAACAACCAUCAACCUUGUUCCGAGACAUGCUUCUGAAUCCGAGCUGGCUCGGUGCAGCCAGAGACUAGAGUCAUGGCUGUCUGCACUACCGCGAGACGCGCAGUUCGUACCAGCGUCGAAGACGAUUUUUAACGACGGUGAGGAUGUAUUGCUCCUUCACGGCGCGAUGAUACGGAUGCUCUACCACGCUACAGUAAGCGCUCUCCACCGUCCAUGGGCCUACGGAUCCACGAAAGACCAGACAAAAUCCCGGCUUGAAUUGGCGGCUGCAGCACGAACAAAAAUGCAAGACGCCGCGAUCGGUAUCACGCAGAUUAUCCAAGGCCUCAACCAGCUAGAUCUGACCCGCUACCUCCCUCAGUCCGGCGUAACAGUUAUCCUCCCUGCCGCCGUAGCUCACCUAGCUAAUUCAAUGUCAAACGACCCUACUCUCCGCGAAAACAGCAUCUCCAACUUUCAGCGGUGCAUCCGGGUCCUGCAGGGCUUGAAGGAGAUAUAUCCCGCCGCCGACAUGGAGGUAGCCAACAUUGAAGCCGCCGUCAAAGCGCAGUCCAACACAAGCGCCCUGUUACGAAUCAUGCAGUUCAACGGAUCACUCCCAUCUCGGCCUGGAUCUCCACACAGAACCAGUUUGGUUUCAAAUCCAGCCCGUAUACCGUCGCCUUUGGACGAACCAAACCACUGGACGCCACCUGCCGACGAACAAGACACUGCACAUCCCAUCCUUCAUCAACUGGGUCACGCUUCGCCAGAUAAUAAGGAUAAACGGUCCUCUCCGUUAAAGCCAAACCACGAACACUCAGCCCAAUCUAACCCACCGCGUCAAGACCAACCAACACCCCCGACCGACAUCCCUGAUCCCGUCACCAUCUCCCCAACUACACCACAGCAGAACCAGAACCAGCCACCAGUCAACCCGCCAAAAUCCUCCAUAUUUACCGACCUCCUUGACUUCGACCUCGAUACCUAUACUUCAACCUUUACACCUAGCAACCCCAAUCCCGCCGCCGGCCCAGAUCUAGACCUCGACUGGACGAGCGAGCUCCUCCGCUGGGCAGACGCAAAUCCAGAGUACUAUUCCGCCCCUAACACGAAUAAUGACCAGAGAGAUAUCUUUUCGUUCCCCGUUGGACCGGGGCCGGGACAUAACCCAACUGAUCUCGGCCUUGGGAAUGACGGUGGGAGCCGUGGACAUGGCAAUUUGAGUAGCGAGAUCACGGGGGAUUUAGAUCGGGAUUUGGGGUUUACGGGGGAUGGGGAAGAGUUAUUUUAG